Rosa chinensis is the source of this 3494-nucleotide messenger RNA. RefSeq lists its product as uncharacterized. The transcript has 5 exons. Bases 283 to 1551 code for a protein of 422 amino acids. Lineage: Eukaryota; Viridiplantae; Streptophyta; Magnoliopsida; Rosales; Rosaceae. The record is from RefSeq and is a predicted model, not a curated record.
AGAAAAAAUAAAAAAAAAACGGUCUCUCACUCACACUGCUCACCCAGUCCCGACCUCCCUCGACUCACUCACACUGCUGCAACUCUCCGGUGCCUUCACCAGCCGACUUCUCCGGCGCCACCGCCGAAAUCUUGAAGUCAAUUCUCUCUCAACUCGACCACUUCAGGUACUUUUUGUUUCCUCCCACGAGUAGCAAAGAGUAUGAUGAUCGCGUGAUGGUGCUAGUGUAUACGCUGUAGUGUGAACCACAGCCACUCAAAAGAAAAAGACUUGUACACUCAAAUGGCAAAUCAAAUUCGAAACCCUUCUGCUGAACUCGAAGGCCUGUUAAGAGAUCAUACCUCGUAUCAAAAUCCGGAAUUUUUGGCUGUAUCAGGGCAACAUAAGUACCAUUUUUCUUCCAAUCCUUCAUACCCCGAUGGCAGUGUUGAAAACCUUCGGUACAUUAAAUACGAACCAAUCAGAGGGAUAGAGUGCUUUGCCACGGGACAGAUAUUUGACAAUUGUGGUGAUGCUAUUGAACAUUGGAAGAUUCAAAAAAGAUAUGACGCAAGAUUUGUCAUGCACCCACAGGAAUGUGUAACGGUGAAACAUGAUUCGAAAGUUCUUUACAUGUUGAUUUUCCCCAAGGUUAUCAGAGACAUUAGCGUAUGGAUUGAAGAACAUGCCAAAGGACAAGUUUCAGAUGUGGAUAUGUGGGAGGUCCUGAAGAAGACUGAGAAAGCAAUGAGAUAUUUAUCGGUGGAAUCACACUCACGUCGAUCACAUGGAAAUCUCUUGAGAGGCAUUGGUAUAGCAGCGGAUCUUAAUGUUUACUUCUUCAACUUCGGCGCUGAUAAAAAAGGAUACAGUACUGAUAUCCAAGUUCUUGAUGAUAUUCUCACAUCCAUUGAGCCUAAGUUGGUGGAUCCUACAAUUCAACAUUGUGUCACUCGGUGGAAGUCCUUUCUCUCUGUGGCUUGUUCACUGUCUUCUUGUGCUACUACGCCACCUCUUUUUUGUCCCUUUGACUCUAACCAUGUCAGAGUUAUUCUUCAUUAUCCGGCAUCUUGGGACGAUGAAGAGAAACUUCGGUUCUUGGCAAACAUUCAUAAAUUAUGCACGGACAAGUGCCACCGGUAUCCUUCCAAUUUGAUGAAUGAUAGCACAUUUGAUGCUGAGAUGGCGAAAAAAUAUUCUAACUGGGGAAAUCUCAUAAGUGCCACAACUAAUGCCUUAUCCCAAGUUUACCAAUUUGGUUGCCGCCAAGGAAAUUAUUUGAGAACUGAUCGAGCGGGCAACUGGGUCUUAUGGGAGGCAUCAGUGGUUUUGUUUGCUCAUAAUAGUGUCAAGCACUAUUCUGAGAGAGCCCAAGCGCAUAACAAUAAGCUAUUAAACAAUCCUUCUCUUACAUAUAUGCCGGAGCUUAUAUCAAGUCAAGUUCUUGAUGCAUUAUAUCAAGAAUUUUCCAAGUUUAUUGAAGAUAUAUAUGAAGCUUUUUACAAGGCCUUGGAGAAUGGAUAUAGGCAUCACAUGUUCAAUCUUUCUCAGAUAUUGAGUGGAAGAUUAUAAGCUGCAGACAUCUUGGUCGAUUAAUGGCUUAUUCACAGCCGCCUUAGCAAUCUGAUGAGUACUUUCUUAUUUCGAAUCUACUGAAGCCUUUCCACAUUGACUUUCCUAACACCUUUCUAGUAGCUAUCUACUGCUAGCAGCUCCUGUUUGCUCCAAGCAUUAUGGUAAGUACUGUAACUAUGAAGUUGUACUCUUUCCCUACUUAUGGUUUCUGGAGCUAUUGCAACUUGCCGCAGAUUCUUCACUAUCUUUCCCCAAGUUCUUUGCUUCUUGAUUUUUUGUUAAUUAAGAUUUUCCCUUUGGUUGUUAGAAACUAUAAAGAAACAAUUGUUGUUUUUAUAAAAUAUGUAAAAAAUCUAAAUAUAUGCCGAGUUCAAAUCACUAUGCUGAGUUGAGGAUGGUACCUCGGCUGGCAAUGCUUGGGUUUGCCUGAUAGCUAGGCAGGUGCCAUGUUUUUAUGACCUGGUUAGAUUGAUACUUGUUGGACUCUCACCAGACCUUGAUGACCUCCCACAUUGGCUUAUGCUUUUGUAAGUAGACCAAUUUUGUCAUAGCUUGGCUUAAGCACUAGAGUAUUAAGAGAUAUCUUUUUAUUUUUAGGGAUUUAUAAAAUUUUCAGUAUGUUUCUCUUUAGCCUAUUUAAAUUGUUGCUACUUGUUAUCUUGUAUUCAUUUUCCAUCUGAUCUGUUAAAAAAAAGAAAAUCCAUUGAAAUAGGAAUCUAAGGUCAUGGUUGGUUGUUUUGUAUUUAAAAGAACAGAUAUUUUGCAAAACCAGAUUCUGCUGUUAAAGAUGUUCAUAUAAGAUCAAGAAGUGCAACCUUAUUUUUUUUUUUUUUUUAAACAAAGACUAACAUUUCUUGGUCUGCUCUAUUAAGCCUCUUAAUGAAUGAAAUGAUUUGGUGUUAUGAACUACUUCAAUCCAAAAGUACAUAUUUUAAAGUAAUCAGAGAAUCACUUAUACUUCAAUAUUAGUAAAUGCACGGAUUUGCGAAAUUGAGAUCGUAAUCCGUACCGAUGCGGGUGCAAUACCCGUUGGAUACGGUAUGGAUAUGCAUCGCAUCUGAUUUGGAUAACUUAUUUGUAAAUAAAUUGGGUACACGGGGGUAUAAUUGACUUUCUAACCCUAAAAAUAGAAAAAGAAAAUAAAAUAAAAGAGGAUAAACACAAACCCACAAGUCUUCCCCUUCUACUUCGCCCACCCGAACAGAGGUAUUCUCCUCCUCCUCUUCUGAAUUCAAUUUCGUCGGUGGGUGUGGUAUAUUUGAUUGAAUAUGAUCCUGGGUUGAGUAUCUUUUGAAUUCCUCACCUGAACCAGACCCUGUUGUUGAUGACGACCCUCCAUCUAUUACUAUCUCGGUACUUUACAGCAAUCUUUUUUGGCAAUGUGGCUUCUGUGUUGGGAAACUGAGGUUUUAUAAUCUGUAAAUGAGGGUUCAUGUGGUAGCUUCUUGAGCUCAUGUCGACAGGUGGUUAUGGAAGGUUCGACACGUAGUUACUUACUUCUAGUCCUAGUAACUCCUCUAGUGCAACUCCUCCAGCUCUCAAUCUAAAAUUUUUUUAAAAAAAUUUAUUCGGCGUAUCUUUCCCGUAUCCUAAAACAUUUAAGAUUUCUCGUUUCCUCGUAUUUCAUCAUAUCGUAUCUGCAUACUCGUAUCCGUAUCAGUGCUUUAUUGUGUGAAUGUAUUGUACAUGAUGAUAACUGUAUUCCAACUUGACUGUAGUAGCCGAAGAUAUCCUGUGGUUCAUUAUAGAAACUCUGUUGAGUUGCAUGAACCUUCUGUUAGCUAGACUGUCAAAUUCUGUACUGUAGUACUUGAUCCAAAUUUGAACGUCAUAUGAACCAGCUCUCUAUCUGCAUGUGUCCUGGUAUUAGGCAUGUGUUUCUGAUUCCAUAUUAAUUAAUUUUAGUCUGCUUCUCAACAGCUCUAUAAAUUAUUGUUUUC